This is a messenger RNA of Octodon degus (degu), 663 nucleotides long. RefSeq names its product 60S ribosomal protein L12-like. Lineage: Eukaryota; Metazoa; Chordata; Mammalia; Rodentia; Octodontidae. The record is from RefSeq and is a predicted model, not a curated record. The coding region runs from base 16 to 663 and encodes 215 amino acids. Gene Ontology annotation, molecular function: structural constituent of ribosome; large ribosomal subunit rRNA binding. Gene Ontology annotation, cellular component: ribosome; cytosolic large ribosomal subunit. Gene Ontology annotation, biological process: translation. The transcript has 2 exons.
CCAGACACCUCCAGCAUGCCGCCCAAAUUCAACCCCAACGAGAUUAAAGUCGUGUACCUGAGGUGCACCGGUGGUGAAGUUGGCACCACGUCUGCCCUGGCCCCCAAGAUUGGUCCCUUGGGUCUGUCUCCAAAAAAAGUGGGGGAUGACAUUGCCAAGGCAACUGGUGACUGGAAAGGCCUGUGGAUCACGGUGAAACUGACCAUUCAGAACAGACAGGCUCAGACUGAGGUGGUGCCUUCUGCCUCUGCCCUGAUCAUCAGAGCCCUCAAGGAGCCGCCAAGAGACAGAAAGAAGCAGAAAAGCAUUAAACACAGCGGAAAUAUCACUUUUGAUGAGAUUGUCAACAUUGCCCGACAGAUGCGGCACCAGUCUUUAGCCAGAGAACUUUCUGGAACUAUUAAGGAGAUCCUGGGGACCACCCAGUCUGUGGGCUGCAACGUGGACAGUCGGCACCCUCAUGACAUCAUAGAUGACAUCAACAAUGGUGUUAUAAUUAAUAGGAUGUUUAAUCUAUUGAGAAUAGGGAUCCAGUUUAGAGAACAAGGAUCCAGUUUAAAGAGCAAAGAUUUUACCCCAAUUCUUCUACCUCCGAAUGGCAGGAUGUUGGGAGACAGGCAACUCUUUGAAAACUCAUUUUACCUACAGGCAAAAUACGGAUAA